AUGGCUGAUGAUAAAAAGAAACAAUUAGAAGAAUCAAAAAGAUUAGUAGAAUUAUUUAAAGCAAGUUCAUUAGCAUCAAAAAAACCAAAGGGACAUGAAUUUUGGGAUACUCAACCAGUUCCAAAGAUUGACGAUAAAAUUAUUGAAUCUGGUCCAAUUGAAAAUAAAACUUUAGAUGAUGUUAGAAAAGAUCCAUUAACUUUACCACCAGCUUUUGAAUGGAUUGAAUUAGAUUGUAAUAAACCAGAAGAAUUAAAAGAAAUUUAUACAUUACUUUAUGAAAAUUAUGUUGAAGAUGAUGAUAAUAUGUUUAGAUUUGAUUAUUCACCAGAGUUUUUAAAGUGGGCAUUACAACCACCAGGAUUUUUAAAGGAAUGGCAUAUUGGUGUUAGAGUUGUUGAAUCAAAGAAAUUGGUAGGAUUUAUUUCAGGUAUUCCAGCAACUAUUAGGGUAGAGGGUAAACCAAUUACAAUGGUAGAGAUCAACUUUUUAUGUGUUCACAAAAAGUUAAGAGAGAAACGUUUAGCACCAGUACUUAUCAAAGAGGUGACAAGAAGAGUUAAUCUUAGAAACAUUUGGCAAGCCGCCUAUACAGCUGGUGUAGUGUUACCAAAACCAGUUGCAAUUUGUAAAUAUUGGCAUAGAUCAAUUAAGCAACAGAAACUCGUUGAGGUUGGGUUCAGUGCGAUACCACCAAAGAUGACUAUGGCAUCCAUGGUGAAAUUGUAUCGUAUCAAUGAUGAAAUGAAACAUCCAUUACGUCCAUUGACCAAAGAGGACGUACCAUCAUUCAAGGUGUUAUUGGACGACUACUUGUCGAAAUAUAAAAUCGCACCAGAGUUCACCACUGAUGAAGACGUUUGGCAUUGGUUUGAGACUAGAAAGGACGUUAUCACUUGCUAUGUAAAGGUUGACGAGUCCACUAAAAAAGUCACUGAUGCUUUCUCAUUCUACAAUUUACCAUCAACCAUCAUUGGUAAUGCAAAACAUAAUACCCUCAAAGCAGCAUUCUCCUUCUAUAAUGUAGCCACAACUAUGUCAAUCACUGAUUUGGUUGGUGACGCACUUGUCACUGCAAAGAAAAUGGAUUAUGAUGUCUUCAAUUGUUUAGAUGUUUUCGAAAAUUCAACUUUCUUUAAAGAUUUGAAAUUUGCGGUUGGUGAUGGUGAUCUUCAAUAUUAUUUAUACAAUUAUUCAACUCCAACUAAAAAAUCAUCUGAAAUUGGUUUAGUUUUGUUAUAA
This is a messenger RNA of Dictyostelium discoideum AX4, 1242 nucleotides long. RefSeq names its product glycylpeptide N-tetradecanoyltransferase (gene nmt). Lineage: Eukaryota; Evosea; Eumycetozoa; Dictyosteliales; Dictyosteliaceae. The coding region runs from base 1 to 1242 and encodes 413 amino acids. The transcript has 2 exons. Gene Ontology annotation, molecular function: glycylpeptide N-tetradecanoyltransferase activity. Gene Ontology annotation, cellular component: cytoplasm. The record is from RefSeq and is a predicted model, not a curated record.